Messenger RNA from Arachis duranensis, 849 nucleotides. RefSeq lists its product as uncharacterized. The transcript is spliced from 2 exons. Lineage: Eukaryota; Viridiplantae; Streptophyta; Magnoliopsida; Fabales; Fabaceae. The record is from RefSeq and is a predicted model, not a curated record. Bases 1 to 849 code for a protein of 282 amino acids.
AUGGAGAAAUAUUUCAAAAGAACUUCAUCAUUGGAGGUUGGAUCCCAAAAUAAUUCGUUGACCUCUUCUAACAAAAUGAGGCUUUUAGAAUUCAAAAUAGAGAGUCUUAUAGCAGAUCCAGGGCAACGACCAAAGAUUUCAAGUUAUCAUCCGAAUAAUAGAGAUAAAAUUAGGUGUGCAUAUUUGCAAAAAGGUCCUUGUCAACCAAGAACUCAUGAUUUUUCGCAAACUGCUUGUGGUUCUUCUUUUCGAAGAUUUAAUCCAAAUUGGUUUGAUGACUGUGGCAACUGGUUAGAGUAUAGUAUAUCAAAAGAUGCUGCUUUUUGUCUUUGUUAUUAUCUUAUGAAACAUGAGACUGAAGGUGGAGAUGCUUUUGUUACUAAUGGUUUUUCAAAUUGGAAAAAAAAAGAGAGAUUACAAACUCAUGUUGGGAUUCAUGAUAGUGCUCAUAAUCAAGUUUGGAGAAAAUGUGAAGCACUUAUGAAGUCAAAACAACACAUCAGUGCUGCUAUUGAAAAACAAUUUCUUUUGCGACAAGGAUUGGCCUUUCGUGGUAACGAUGAGACAGAUGAUUCUGUUAAUCAAGGAAAUUUUUUGGAACUUCUAAACUUUCUUGCGCAACAUAAUGAAGAGAUUGAUCGUGCUUUCAAAAAUGCUCGUGGGAAUGUUAAACUAAGAGCACCAUCAAUUCAAAAAGAUAUUGUAAGAGCUGCUGCAAGUGAAAUGACUAAAGUUAUUGUUAAUGAUCUUGGAGAUGAAUUGUUUGCUGUUUUGAUUGAUGAAGUCCGCGACAUUUCUAUUAAGGAGCAAAUGUCAGUUUGUUUAAGGUAUGUGAACAAAGAAGGGUAA